CAACAUUUUUUCCCAAUAUAAAAUUACAAUGGCUCUUCACCACCACCAAUACAAAUGUUACGGAAAAUAGCUAGAAGAAUUGUUUAUGCAGAAUAAACUUCUCUCUGCUGUCCUCCCAUGACUACAGAAACGCUCAUCUUUCUUUUCCUGCUUUUCUCCCAAACUUGCAAUGGAAGGGAUACAAGUCUCUGUGCCCCUUCUUCAUGUGGCAAUAUCCACAACAUUAGUUACCCUUUCCGAUUACAAACUGAUCCAAACAAUUGCGGAGACCAUAGAUUUGAGCUUUCUUGUGAAAAUAAUUUCACUGUGUUAAAUUUAAACGGAGGAAGAUACUAUGUUCAGGCCAUCAAUUACGAUAACUUCACUAUCCGAUUGGUGGAUGCCGGCGUCCAUCAACAUGAUUGCUCCUCCUUUUCUCGUUUUCCUUUAUCCUAUUAUGAGAUUGUUCCAUAUUCCAAUUAUAAAUACCAAUGGACAAAGUCAGAAGAAGACAAAUGGGCUAAGUUGGGAGAACCUCCCAUGUUAUCGCAGAUGAUUAUUUUCAUCAAGUGCCCAAAUCCAGUGUACUCUCCCCUUUACGUGGACACCGCUCCUUGCGUUUUACGUGGAUUCAAUUCUUCUGUAUCUGCUUUGAAGAGGCACUACUCUUAUGUAAAUAUCGGAGACAUGAAGGCAUCCGAAUUGAUGGAGUCGUGCAGCGUGGAGAUGAUGAGUUUGUUUCCAGUUACGGCAAAGAAGAAUAUGUCCUUUAUUGAAAUUCACAGGGAACUUGUAUUUGGGUUUCAGCUUUCCUGGCACAGGUACAUCAAAUGUGAAAAGUGUCAUAGUUGCUAUCUGGACAGCAGAAACAGUGUUCGAUGCAUGUACACGUACAGGUGGGGUGAAGCAGUUGGAAUCAUCUACAUGAUAGGAGGGUAUUUGGCAGGCAUCUCUAUUUAUGGCGGAAUGCUUCUUGCUGCAAGAUGCUUAUGUGGGACUCCAUGUGUGAUGGCAUUUAUCAUUUAUAAAUGGCGAAGGAGACAUUUAUCAGGAUACAAUACCAUUGAAGAAUUCCUUCAAAGUCACAAUAACCUCAUGCCAAUAAGAAAUGAAUGA
Hevea brasiliensis (rubber tree) is the source of this 1095-nucleotide messenger RNA. RefSeq lists its product as uncharacterized. The record is from RefSeq and is a predicted model, not a curated record. Gene Ontology annotation, molecular function: polysaccharide binding. The transcript has 4 exons. Lineage: Eukaryota; Viridiplantae; Streptophyta; Magnoliopsida; Malpighiales; Euphorbiaceae. The coding region runs from base 118 to 1095 and encodes 325 amino acids.